AAGCUUCAAUCAAAACAACAAGAACCUGUAAUCGUCAAACUAUUAAGUCCCAAAAUUAAGAAUCGUCGCAUAACCACAAACAAAACUAAUCCUGUAUCAAUACACCACAGUCCAACUAUCUGUUUCAUGAUUCUCUUGACUUAGCGCCUUCCAUACAGAUCCCGCCUCCCGUCAAUAGAACUAUGAGCAAUGCAAAAUAACCUGUCAAACGCACUAGACAAGGAUAAACCGACUCGAAACAUGACAUACGCACGCAUGCUCCCUAAAUCAGCAACGGGGGCGUAGCCAAGAUAUUCCGAUAUCUGCCACAUGAAGAGGGGAAAUGAUGAACCCGGUCCGAGCGAGAGAGAUGACAGACUCGAACUUUGCCGAUCGGCAGUCUCACUCGGCUGAGGUUCAGCGUAGCCCUACGAUGAUAUAUAGAGUAGUUAAACCGCGUUGGGAAGUGGCCAGAUUACGGAGACUUUACAGCAUCAAGUCCUAACUCGAUAUCCUGUACGGACGCUAAGCGCUUAAGACUUUUUAAUACUUUCAUAGGAUUUUGUGGAAACCGCUGCGUUUUGCGACUUGGCAGUGAUUUGUAAGAUAACGUCUCCUUUCCGGACUGACAUAUCUUUAUGACGGGAAUUCUGAGUCGUCUUCGAAGAUUUCUGAGGCUGUGUUUCGGAUUUUUGUAGUGCGAACACUGUGAUAGACUGUGAUUUCUGUUUGUGACGAUCCGGUGCAGACGUCUUCCCUUGAAAGUUUCAGCCAAAGAAAUAUGAAAAUAACCCACCACGGCUAGGAAGCACCAAAAGCAACAAUCUACGAAACUACCGACCUCGCCAUGGAGCGCCUGGAAUCACUCUCAGACUCGCAGCUCUGCCUCCAAGAUCUCGUCACCGGUGUGACUACAUCCUCAGCGUCCGACCUGCAUGGGCACCACCACCUCCACGACACGGCGGUGUCGGCCAGUUCCGCCAUCUCCGGAAUCAUGUCCGGAGCGUCUUCGUCGGUCCUCGGGCACCACGUGACUUCGCACGAGACGUCGCAUCACCACGGGGUGGUGCCCCAUACGCCGUCCCUGCACCACGAACCACUGGAGAAGCUGAAACUUUGGGCAGAAACUGGCGAUUUUCGGGACGCCCAUACUGGGAUGUCUGGUUCGACAACUUUGGACCAUCCUCAGCUGCCUUUCCCUGCUUCAGUCAGGAGUCGAACAAGAGACAGGAAAGCAAGCAGAUCUCUGUCGGACCCGAUCAAGACUGAGUCUGGAGUGUCAGUGGAGGCAAACGAAGCAGACGACGGAAAAAACGACAAGAAAAACAAAAGACAAAGAAGACAACGUACCCAUUUUACUAGUCAGCAACUACAAGAACUGGAAGCUACAUUCGCGAGGAAUCGCUACCCCGAUAUGAGCACCAGGGAGGAAAUCGCCAUGUGGACGAAUCUAACAGAGGCUCGGGUCAGGGUCUGGUUCAAGAACCGCCGUGCAAAAUGGCGGAAGCGUGAGCGAAACGCAAUGAACGCCAUGAACGCCGCCGCCGAAUUCAAGACAGGUUUCGGCACCCAAUUCAACACCCUCAUGCCCACCAUCAGCGAUGACAGCUUCUACUCGUACUCGACGUACAACAACUGGGCUACCAAAGUCCCCAGCCCCCUGGGUACGAAACCCUUCUGGCCUGUGGUGCCGACCAACCACCACCAGAGCCCAGUGAACUGCUUCAAUGCCGCGGGAGCCGGUGCUUCAAUGACUGGGGCAGUGAGCUCCAUGCUGCCGGGGGCCAUGGGCUCCGUCAUGACGAGCUCCCCUGGGGCGGUUUCAGCCCAGCCGUGUCCGUACACCACCCCUGCGAACCCCUACUCGAUGUACCACCACAGGAGCGCAGCUGAACCCUGCGCGGCCAUGUCUUCGAGUAUAGCCUCUUUGAGGCUCAAGGCUAAGCAGCACACGGGAUUCGUGGGGUACUCCAGCGUCAGCCCGGUGAGGUCCUCUUCGGCGGGGCUGUCCGCUUGCCAGUACGCAAGCAGCGGCUUGGGAGUGGGGGACAGGCCUGGCUGAGACCAGGAGCAUCCCCUAGGGGUGCACCUGAAGAACGAAGACCAAGACGAUUGACGAGGUAAGGAAGAUUGGUCGGGAGCUGUCGUAGUGGAAUUUUGAGGGCGGCAGUACAGAUCUUUCUUUUUUCUAUCGGUGCUUCAUAGUUGCAAUUGGGAAUGAACAAUUCAUGAAAAAAUUCAGAGUCACUGACGACUUUCGAAGAUCCAUAAAGAACUAAUCAAUAUAUAGGUUCAUAAACCGUAGGAGAUUCAUUUCGAUGACAAAAAAAACAUUAUGUGAAAUUGAAUUUAGUUUUCAGUGAUCCAGAAAUUUUUCAGUAAAUUUAUCAACAAGAAACAGUUGUAGGACAACAUUUAUUCAAUAUUUCCAUUUACAGGGUGACACACUUAAAAUGAAGACAUCCUUUAGCUCGAGUGACAGCCUUAAAUCUAGCCUACUGCGUUCACUGCUAUUAAAUAACGAGACUGGUUAUGAAAAAGGGUUUUAUCAUAAAAUGUAUUCUACAUUCGAAGGCUCCCCUUCAAUAUACUCCCCUUGCCAAAAACCUUGCAAUACGUUUCUUCUAUUGAUCGAAGCAGUGCUGGCAGUCUUCUUUAUUGCUUUACUGCUUCCAUCGACUCAAAUCGGGUCCCUUUCAAAGCAGAUUUUAUCUUAGGAAACAAAAAAAAGUCGCACGGUGCCAAAUCUGGCGAGUACGGCACGUGUUCGAGCACUGGAGUGCGUUUAUCGGCCAAAUACCGCUUAAAAGAUAGCGUGUUAUGAGCAGGUGCAAAAUCCACGAGUUGUUCUUCCACAACUUCGGCCGUUUCUUACGAACUCGUUCUCGUAGUGUUGGCAAAACUGGCAAAUAGUCUGGUUGACAGUCUAAUCCUAUGGAACCCAUUCAGUCAUCACGAUACCGUUAAUGUAGGAAACAACGAUCAACAUUGCCUUUAAUUUUAAUUUGGACAUCAUUGCUUUUUUGAUUAUGUACGAUUCAGGCGCCUUCCAGUGCAUCGAUUGCCGCUUUGUUUCAACAUCGUAUUGUAUAAUACACGUUUCGUCGCAAGUAGUUUUUCAUCAGUCCGGGAUCUUCUUCUAACCUUUCAAGGAAAUCUGAGCAGACCUGUUGACGCAAGAGUCAGGUUUUUUGGCACCAAAUUUGCACAGACUUUUGUCAUGUGUAAUUCCUCGCGUAAAAUUUUUCUAAACGUUUCUUUAUCGUCGUUUACAGCCUUGGCAAUCAUCUGGAUGCUCAAUCAACGAUCUGCACGAACAAUUUGGUUGAUUUUGGUCACUGUUUACGGAGUUGAAGCAGUGACAGGGCGACCUGGGCGCUGGUCUUCUUGGCUCUCAUGAUUACACCGCUCAAAAACAUGCGCACGAGAAAAUUAUAGCACUCAGUUAGAGUUUUUCUCAAUUCAACGAGAAAUUUGAGAUUGAUACGUGGCUUCUGUUUUUCGGUCCUUGUAUAUUAAUUCGCGUUGAUGAUACCGAAAUUAGUUAUUUGAAAAAGUUACUUGAAGAUUUAUUUUGACCGUACAUACCAAAUUUCAACGCAAAAUUCGAAUUUUAUUUAUUUUUUGUCAUUUUCAUAUUCAUGUCCGAUUUUUUGUUAAUGGUUCUAAAUAUGACGAUAAAAAAAGGAUAAAUUCCUUAUAAUGUAGGAAUGAGAAUGAAAAACCCGAUAUUCGUUAUGGAAAAUUUAAAAUUUUGAUUAUUUAGAUACUAAAAAGCCACAGACACAUCGGUUGAAAAUAAAUGAAAAUUAAUGAAGCGAAUUCAACAGGAAAAGAAAUUAACAUUAAUAUUGGAAGUGAGUUCCAAAUUAUUUCAAUACAUUCAUUCAUUAAUUGAAAAUCGGAUUUGAAUAUGAAAAUUACAAAAAUAAUUCAAAUUUCAGGUUGAAAUUCAGUUGAAAUUAGGUAUGUAGUGUCAAAAUCAAUUUCCAAGGUUGAGGCUGUCACUCGGGCUAAGUAUUACAAAAAGUGCGGCACAUAAAGGUCUACGACUGUACCCAAAAUCGAUUCCCUGCUUUAAAAAAUGACUGAACUACAAAAUUGUCUUCAUCUCAAGUAUAUCACACUGUAUUAUUGAAUGUUUUUAUUGAAUCACAUCACUCUAUUGGAUUCUUAUCGGUAGAAGUCGGGAAUCACCACCACAGGAAUUUUCAAUUAUUCGAAUAACAAAACACCACUGAUGUGUAUCUCGAGAGUUCAAAAAAUUAUUGUACAGAAUUAUAUUCAACCUAACCAUUCGAUUAGAAAUUAUUUUCAUAACUCAGUUCUUUAUUGAAACCGAUCAUAUUGUUACGGAUACCAAAAUUUACAGAAUGCUCCCUAUUCAAUUCAAAGAUUUAACAUUUUUUGUACUGCAUCAGAUCACUAGAACUUGAUUCCAUCACGAAUGUUCAUUUCGUGGUUCAGAAAAGUGAAUUUCGAUUGCCUAUAUCAACUCGUUCCCAAAUUUUAGUUUCAUCCUGAAGCAUAGCCUUCAUUAUUUUGUCAUAUACAAACAGGCUCAUAAAGUUGCGUAAGAAACAACUUUCAACUUUAGUUGAGAAAUACAAAUUCUGUAUUUUUUCAGACAAAAUAUAAUUUUCCUGUUUGUGCAUAUCAUUAUUGCUUAAAUUUGAAGUGAGUCUUAAUAAAAAUAUUUCAUAUGUCUAUGUCUUUGACAGUGAUACUCUUACGAUUAUAUGUACAUUCCCAGCAAUUAAAUUUUCUAGAAUAUCUUGUACUUCCAAAACUUCUUUCAGUUUUUAUUUCAAUGUUCUUUUGUUCUUCAAUCACGAAACUGAAUUUUUUGAACCCAGCACGAUUCAAUAUAGAGAGCUAGAUCUACUAUUGAUGGUAAUCAAUGUUCGAAAACAUAAUUCAAAUGUGGAGCACCCUGUAGGUUCACAAAUUGAGUGGACAUAGUUGGAGACUGGCUGUAAAUCAAAAUAUCUGAAAGAACAAUUCGUUCUACACUGUAGAUUAAUGGACUGACAUCUAUCAGAAAAAAUUUCGGAUAUGCGGUUGUUACCUCGUUCACAGGCAGAUGGGGAGAUGACAAACACGGUGUUUGUAGUUCGCUUCAGCCUAGUUCGAGAAAUGAUACUUCGAAAGGAAAUCGAUUUUCAUUUAUCGACAUCAUGAUGACGAUAGAUACUACCUUGCGCUGACGAGUGGCCAAACAGCCCGAAACCGGUCUGCAAGUGUGUUCCAAUAAUUCAAAAUCGAUUCCGGCAGUUGU
Molecule: messenger RNA, 5257 nt
Organism: Leptinotarsa decemlineata (Colorado potato beetle)
Lineage: Eukaryota; Metazoa; Arthropoda; Insecta; Coleoptera; Chrysomelidae
Gene: Ptx1
Product: pituitary homeobox homolog Ptx1
Biological process (GO): anatomical structure morphogenesis; regulation of transcription by RNA polymerase II
Cellular component (GO): nucleus
Molecular function (GO): DNA-binding transcription factor activity, RNA polymerase II-specific; RNA polymerase II cis-regulatory region sequence-specific DNA binding
Source: RefSeq, a predicted model, not a curated record